Molecule: messenger RNA, 420 nt
Organism: Canis lupus familiaris (dog)
Lineage: Eukaryota; Metazoa; Chordata; Mammalia; Carnivora; Canidae
Gene: TMEM275
Product: transmembrane protein 275
Exons: 2
Coding region: 1-420 (139 amino acids)
Source: RefSeq, a predicted model, not a curated record
AUGUGGGCCGGGCGGGCGGGCGGCGGGCCGCAGCCGGAGCCCCCCAGGCCCAUGCGGCCCGCGGACGGGAGGCGCGCGGGGGCCGCGGCGGGGGCUGCCGUCGCCCGCGCUCUUCUGCGCCUGCGGCCUGUGCGUGCUGCUGGCCGGCCUGAACGGACGCUCGCGGGCGCCCUGGCCUCCCCCCCGCCGCGGGGCAGCGCGCCGCUCGUCGUGGGGCCCGCGCUGCUGGCGCUGGCGCUGGCGCUCGGCUGCUUCGCCGCCUGCUGCGCCGAGCGCACCGCGCACACCACGGCCGUGCAGCUCAGCCCCGCCGCCUCGGCCGCGUCCUCGCCCUCCAGCCCCGGGCCCGCGCCCCGCACGGCCCCGCGCCCGCAGCGCCGGCUCCAGCUCAAGCCCGGCCGGCAGCGCGUCGCCCCCUAG